CAUUAAAAAUUGGCAGUGUUGUAGGCCUAUGUCAACAAAAACAUGUCUUCUGCCGAUGCAUUGGCUGGUGGUGAAGAGAAAAUAGAGCAGAAUUCAAAAGCAAAACUAACUCAAGUAGACCCUGCGUUAAAUGACAUUAUUUUAUAUUACUUUCCUACGUCCUAUUCUUCGCAAAAGGUUUUGAUAAGCUUCUUUGAAAAGAAGUUGAAGUUCAAGCCUUGCAUUGUGAGUCUCUUCCAUGGACAACACAUGGAACCCUGGUAUAUACGAUUGAAUCCAAACGGAGUUCAUGUUCCUGUACUUGUCCAUGGUGACACAGUAAUCAAUGAUCCAGAUCAAAUCAUUGAGUAUGUUGAUACUUUACAAGCUACAUCUGGUCCAGCUUUAGUCCCAGAGAAAGCUUCGCUGGUGGGUCAACAAGUGGCCAAGUUUCAGGAAAGCUUAGAAAAGAUUCCAGUGGAUGUUAUUUCAUAUGGCAUCAUUUUCCAUCCUCAGUUGUCUGAAGGAGGUUGUCAGCUGCCUGUUGCCAUACAGAGAAGCAUGAGAGAAAACUUUGCUAAAAGGUUGAGGUAUCUGAUCACACUGUCUACCAUCUACCCUGACUUACGAGAUUGCUAUCUUGCUAAAAGUCAAACAGCAGCUGAGAAAUAUGAUUUAAUCACAGAUGAAGAUAAAGUAAGAAAUCACAUUGAACAGUUGCGCAAUUUUUUAUCAAACGUAGAAGGAGAGUUGAGACAAAGAUACAGCCUUGACCAGGAAGAGACAUCAAAGCAAGAAAAUAUGUAUCUAUUUGGAGAUUCACUGACCAUUGCAGACAUAGGAUUGUAUGUGCUAAUCACUCGACUGCAGCUUUUGGGUUUGUUGCCACAUUGUGUGCCCUCGUCAAGAUUUCCACUAACACACAGACAUUACACCCUGUUAUCAGCGCGUCCAUCCAUCAGUCAACUCCUAGAUGAAGUAUCUAAACUAAGAUACACACUGUUGUAUGAGGACAUUAAAGCUUCAGGUACCUAUGUGGCCCUAGCUCUGGGUGCUGGGUUAGUUCUCCUAGCAGCUUACUAUCUGGUUAAGAAAAUUAAGUCGCCUUAGUGGUUUAUUUUAUUGGUUACAUUUUUAAAACUUUUAGCGAAUUACCCAAAAAGCUGACAUUACUUGGCUAACUAUACAAAAUUAUUCUUGGUACUAAAAUAAAUUAUAUUAUUUUGAACUUUGUAAAGUAAGAAAAAAACAAUUUUUAAAAAUAAAACUUUUAUUUCUAUACGUUGCAUGUUCAUUUUUUUUUUACAGAAUUGUGCCAUAAUUCCUAAAGUUUUGCUAAAUCUUAUCUCAGACCUAAAUGAAAUAUUUUGAAUUGUAAUAUAUGUUUUUUUUAAACCAAUUAGAAACAGCCUAUAAAUCAAUCCUAAUCAGAAAUGGGGUUGUGCAAUGAUAUUGUAAUUGUAACCAGUGUUUUAUUAAAACAUUUUUUUAUAACUUAAUUGGUUACACAUAAACUUUAAAAACUAUAUCUUCAUGUUGAAUGUAGGCCUACUUAUUGUUUAGUGUGAAUUUUGUUUUUUGCUCCCAAACACAUUUUGCUCACUUUACUAUUGAAUUUUUUAAAAACAAAUCAAUAGAAUUAUUUUAAUCAACAGUUUUAAUGAAAUAAAUUUUUUUAGCACUAGUUUGAAAAUGUAUUGACCAACCAAUGAAGGUUGAUGCCUUACAGCCUUUAUUCAAGAAAUUAAAAAGAAAUGUAUAUAUAUAUAUAUAUAUAUUUUGGAACAGUUAUUAAAAUGGAAUAUAAUAUUGGAUGCAAAUUAUUUUGUACUAAUAGUUUGGUAAUCAAAAUUGUAUUCAAGUCAUUGGUGCCAAAAUAAUAGUGAUGCUUUGUUUACAAGUUUAUCUAAAAAAUUAUCAUUCCCUCAUACCUUUUGUUUUUAGCAAUAUCCUUAUUUUAUUUGGUUUCCCAUUUAGUUUAGAUGGGUAUUUUUAAAUUUGUAGUUAGUAAAUGUAUUUUUGUUUAUUAUAUACAAACUCAAUAUGUAAAUGCUAUAAAUGGAUAGAUAUUCCAUGAAAAUCAACAAAUGAGCACUUUUUAUUCUCCCUCCAGUAUGUUCAGUGUUUGUAUAUACUUUGCUUUCAUGAUGCACUUUUUUUCAGAUCACAUCUUUGCAUAAUUGAAACCUUUUUCUUAAUGCUCAUUGUAAAAGAAUCCUAUACCACCAUUUAAAAAAAAAUUUUAAACUUUCCUUCUGGGUAAGAAAAUAGUUGUAAACAAAAAAAGAAAGUUCGGAAGAAAGUUAAAUCUUUAUGAAAUGUGUUUCAUGUAACUUUUUCUGGCUUAAUGUUCAUGUGAAGCUUUGGGAAGUAAUUGCAAACUGAAUACCACUUUUGAGGCAUAAUAAAUUAAACUCUGCAACUGA
Messenger RNA from Physella acuta, 2405 nucleotides. RefSeq names its product ganglioside-induced differentiation-associated protein 1. Gene Ontology annotation, cellular component: mitochondrial outer membrane. The record is from RefSeq and is a predicted model, not a curated record. Gene Ontology annotation, biological process: mitochondrial fusion; mitochondrial fission. NCBI's taxonomy places the organism in Eukaryota, Metazoa, Mollusca, Gastropoda, Physidae.